Messenger RNA from Daktulosphaira vitifoliae (grape phylloxera), 1564 nucleotides. RefSeq lists its product as uncharacterized. The record is from RefSeq and is a predicted model, not a curated record. The transcript has 3 exons. The coding region runs from base 471 to 1292 and encodes 273 amino acids. Lineage: Eukaryota; Metazoa; Arthropoda; Insecta; Hemiptera; Phylloxeridae.
CGAUAAUAUGUAUGUGGGUAUUAUUUUUAUGCUUGUCAAAUUAAAAUAGUGUAACUCAGCAUGUGGGCGGUAAAUGUAUAACAGCAAAAAGAAAAAACUAUAUUUUUUUUUUGAACCAUAGUUAAGAACGCGACGCCUGAAAUGAUUUAAUCACAGCUGGAGGAAAUCAUUCGAGAGUUAGUGAUAUUGUAUUAACGUAACAAGACAAUGUUAUCAAGAAUUGUGUUAGCUAAGUAUCCAAUGUAUUUCAAUGAUCACAUAAUUUUUUUUUCAUUUUUAUAGCCUAAACUUACAAAUAUGGAUCUUCAAUAAUUAUAAAAAAAAAUGAACCUAGAUAUCCUACGGAAGGGAAUUUCAGCUUGAAUAUACAAGAUACAAGAAAAUGUACAAUAAUACGUAUACCCUUACAGUAAGCUGUAACUGCGUGUAUAGAUUACUCGAUCAUAAGGUGAUACUUAAAGAAAAACUUCAUGGUUGACCAAAUAAAAUCAUUGUUCGUUGUCAUAUUUUAUAUUAACAAAAAUCUUCAAACGAUUUUGGUGAAUGCGAUGGACCCCCAUUUGCUUAUAUCUAUUCUGAUCGAUAUAAUGGAUUCCAUGAAUAUUAAUAAUUUUAAAAAUUAUCUUCUUUACCCUCAGUGGGGAAAAUUAAGAAAUGGAUUACAUAUUAUUGAUGGAAGUCGUGGAGAAAUUACAAUGGACCAACUGUUUGAUAGAUUUACUGAAAAAGAUUUUGUUACACCUCAAAAUCUGAAUGAUAAAGUAAGACAAUUUUAUUUAUUGUUGAGUUGCAAUCUCUCUAUGAGAUUAUUAACAUAUACAGACUUAUUAAAUUGUAAAUGGACUGAAUGUAAAAAACUUGCCCAUAAAGGAAAAUGUAGUUACAAAAAUAUAGUGGGAGAUUUCAUGUCUUUGACAAACUUCAUUGUAGAUUGGCCGAGUGGAUUUCAAGUGUUUUCGAAACUUACUAAAUUGAAAUUUAAAAAAUACCUUAAUUCUUACAUUAGCAUUGUGGAUGAUUUAGCUUCAUUUUAUCAUAGCGACAAAUAUAUAGAUAAUAAAAUUAGUGAGUUAUAUUCCAACAUUCGUACUUUUAUGAAAAAAAAAUGCAGACCAAUACAGCCAAUUCCAUCAGAUACAAUUCAAUGGUACAACAAGAGUGUUGAAAAUGGAAUGUCUCCUACCAAAAUAAAAAGGAAAAUAAAAUUUCUCCUUAUUGACGAACAAUUAAAUUUACUAGUGUUGUUUUGGAAAUUAGGUUUCUUGUCUACACCAAAAACUUUUGAAGGUUGAUCUGAACAUUUAUUAACAUUUUUUUUUGACGUCAUUUAAUUUAGAAAUAUAUGAUCAUAACUUUUAUAAGACAGUGUAAAAUAGUUUUAUUUUGUCAAGGUUUACUAGAGCACAUCAUAUUUUACGGACUUUUGACCCAUUAAACUUUCAUCGUACAUCUCAAAUUUUUUUUAAUGACACUUUAGUUGCAUUCAUUUAUUCUGUACAGGGUGUUCAGUAAGUUAGGAAACAGUUAAAUUGUUACAAACAAUGAGUACAAUAGAAAUUCGUUU